GACGCCGUUCCCCUCCCGCCCCCGUCUACGCUGAGCACCCUCCGAGAGCGAGAGGCGUACCCGCUAUUCGCACCUGGGAUUUCUUCGCUGAAAUCUGCGCGGGCCCUCCUCCUUCCCGCAAAAUUUCAUGGUCGGCAGGUUUUCCCGAGGCAACAAGCAGGCCGCCCAGUCGUCAGAUCACGUCGCUGCCGGCGCCCCGCCCUCCUACAACGACAGCGCCCAGUCCGCCGUCCUCGUCGCCUCGGAGACGACGACGACGGUGGUUACCACGACGCAGACGACCACGCAUUUCUUCUCCCUCCCGCUCUGGACGAGGAAGCGCACGACUUCCGGGGCCCCGCCCGCACGGCAUUCGACGUUUGGUGGAGGCGGGGCGCCGGCGCCGGCGACCGAGGAUGGCAUGAUCAGGCCACAUACGAUGUUCCUGCAUGACAAGGACCUCCCGCCGACGCCACCAAGGGAGUACACGCAGACGGAGAGCGUCGCGUCGGGGCACGAGCAGCCGUUCGCGGCCAACGCCGCCUCUACCACCCUCCCUCCCGCGCCUGGCUCCGCGACCCCCAGCGAUUGCUCUGCUACCGCAUCCUCCUCGACCGCCGCACUCGCACAGGCCGCGCUUGGGCUUGGCCUCCCGCACGUAAUGCCCCAGGCAUCCCCUUCGCGACCGUCGACCGAGAUCAACAGCGUCGCGUUCAAUACCCCUCCCCCGCCCAUACCCGAAUCCCCCGUCCAGAAUGUCGUUCGGCGCGUCAAGAGCUCGGGAAAAAUGCGAGCUGUGUCAACCACCGAGAGCGAUCUGAACCGGCGGCGGUCGCGCGGACUUUCGCUCAACCUAUUCGGCAAUAGCGAUCCCUCGCCAUCCGGGAAGGGUAAGGAAAAGGAGCAUGCGCCAGACUCGCCAAGGCCACUAAGUCGGCGGGCGUCGUUUUGGAAUCGCAAGAAGUCGAUCACGCCGGCAGAUGAGCCUAUACCUCCCGUCCCCGUCCCCUCGCCAAGCAAGGACUCAUCCCUCAGCCCUCAAAUUCCCUCCCUUCGCCCUUUCUCGCCCUUUGGGAUUGGUACUUCUCCGCCUCGGCAGGGUAUGCUAUCACAUUCCUCGUCGUCACUUAGCGUGGGAUCGCACCAUCGCGGUCUUUCGAGAAGUCACUCUGAGCGCGUACCAUUACGACCAGCGACCUCUGCGGGAACGCCUACAGGUGCCUCUGCUAGCUCAUCCAGCCCUCGUCUGCUCUCGCCACCGAAGCGACGGCAACAGAAGCGGCCCAUGACGGCGGACAGCGAUGCAAGGUAUAAAGCAACCUCAGCCUUCCUCGACUCUCCAAGCCCGAUGUCCGCGUCUCCACCUACCUCUCCUGUGUUGCCUUCCACUGCUCCGCAAAGCCGCCUAACGCCCUCUGCACCGGCAUCCGAAGAGGGUGUCGCAGUAGCGCGACCGCGCUCGCAAACGAACCCUCCCAUCCUCCAUCGCCUGUCUAUGUCACUCUUCCCCUCAUCCGUUCCCUCGUUUCCCAACAACAUUGGCUCUGCUUCUGGUCAUGGACAUAGUCCCGCGAACUCCCCUCGCCCAUCCCUCACCCGCCCCCACCGCAAACCAUCCAUCGAGAUUCCGAAGCCCCGAACGAACGAGGAGAGCCCGGAGGUAUACCUGCACCGGUUAUCCGAGGUGGUCAGCAAGGCGGAAAUUGCGACCGUCCUUGCUUCCAGCGCGAGUUCAUUUCACGUUCAGGCCUUGCGCGCGUACAUCAGCCAGUUUGACUUUUCGGAUGACCCCCUCGAUGUUGCGCUUCGAAAGCUGCUUAUGGACGUCGGUCUCCCACGCGAAACUCAGCAAAUAGACAGGGUCAUAGAAGCCUUUGCUCAGCGCUACGUCGUGUGUAACCCUUCCCUAUUCACCUCCAACGACCAUCCUUACAUCCUAGCCUUUAGUCUCAUCAUGCUGCAUACCGACGCGUUCAACAAAUCCAACAAGCGGAAGAUGACGAAGCCCGAUUACAUCAGGAACACUCGUUUGCCUGGCGUCGCGCCGGAGGUCCUCGAUUGUUUCUACGACAACAUCGUCUUUGCGCCCUUCAUUUUCAUCGAGGACCCAGUCGAUGUCAAUGGGCAGAGGAGCGUCAUCCCUGAAGUCCCCUCCUCCCGCACGCUGUCCUCGUUAGCGAACAGUGCGGGUGCUGCCACCGCGAACAAUGGGUCCGGCUCGAUGUUCUCGGGCAAGGCAAGCAGGGUUGACCCUUACUACCUAAUCACAAGGAACCAGCUCGGCCACCUGCGCAUCGAUAUUGGCAGCAUCAUACCCAACCGGAGUCCCUUCCUGUACCAAGGCACUGCAGGCCCAUGGGAUGCGGACGAGCUGCAUCGCGUGUUCGCGCAGGCGGGGAUGAUAGAAGUGGGCGCGGUCGACCCGACGGCGCUGCAGCGGGUGAACCCGUUCUUCACCAUGGCUGCCACCGCACAGCCGACGCCCAUGAUCGCCAGCCCGCUCGGCGAAAUAUCCAGGUCGCCGCCGCAGGAGAGGGUGUACACGCUCAAGCUCACGAAGGUCGACCUUUUGAACCGCAAGGAGGAUCUUUUGGAGGGCGGGCGAAAGUCGACGAAUCGGAAGUGGCGAUCGUGGAGCGUGAUGCUAACGGGGAGCCAAUUGUUCUUCUUCCGGGACGCGUCGUGGGCGGAGACGCUGAAGGACUAUGCUGAGUUGGGGAGCAACAGUCAGAUGCUGCCGCCGCCGGGCGUCAACCAGCCGGAUGAGUGGGUGUCGGUCAAGGAUGCGGUGGCUGUCUAUGAUCGGUCGUACACGAAGCAUGAGAACACCUUCCGCUUCGUUCUCCCAGACGGCCGUCACUACCUCCUCCAGACCGAGACCGAGCGCGAGCUGAACGAAUGGAUUGCCCGUAUCAACUACGCCAGCGCAUUCAAGACGGCUGGCGUACGCAUGCGUCCGAUGGGCAUGUCUGGCAAGGACGUACAGCUGACUGGCGUUGCGGCGGCGACCUCGCACUUGCACGAUAUGCAGGCGGCGAGCAGGGUACAGGGCUCCCGCGUGCACAAGUUCACCGAGCCAAGCGCGAUGCCUGCCACGAAUGGGUCAGGGUCAAGGCCAGGAUCUAGGCGUCCUUCGGACGCUGGGAUUGUUGUCGAUCGUUCACAGAGCCAGUUGCGCGCCAAUGUGAGGCGGCAUAUGACGAUGUCAAGCGUUCGCAGCGACGAUGCACCUCAGGCGCCGGAGGUCGAGGGCGCCGACCAGUUCAAGGCGACAUUCGACCAGGUCAAGGCCGAUCUCGCCGCGGGUAUUUUCCAUAUUCCAGACGCAAAUGAUGUGAAGCAGCAGCGUGCGAGACUCAACUCGAUGCCGGCGUCGCCUGGGUCCCCUACAUUUGCGCAGAUGGAGAUGGCCCGUCUACCUGGUCGCUCGCAGGUCAUCCAGUCGAAGGUGCACGAGAUCAAGGAGAAGUUGUCGGCGACGACGACGCAACUCGAGGCUGACCUCCGCUUUGCGCGCAAUCUGGGCAUCAUGACCCCGUUCCAACGCUCGACGCGGGAAAGGCUGUUACAGGCCGCACAUGCGCUUGCCAAGCGAGUCGCGAUGUUGCGGCUGGAGGUGGCGAAGCUGGUGUGCCACCGCGAAGUGCUGGCGAACGACCUGAUCGCUGAGAGCCGGGACUGGUACAGAGCGAAGGCGCUGGCCCUGAAAGCGGCGACGGAGACGUUGCAGAGUCGCAGGCCGGAUACGUCGCACUCGACCCAACAGCAUCAUACCCCGACGCCAUUUGGUAUCUCGAACGAGAGUACGCAGAGCCUGCCGGUGGAGCCCACGUCGGCGUCGGUUUCGCCGCCCUCAGCGUCCCGCCCGCCAUCAUCUGCGCGCAGGCGACCGCCGUCCUCGAUCUGCGAGUCGUUCCAUUCAGCGUUGGACUACUCGAGCGACUGGCCGACGUCGCCGGUCGAGGAGCGGCCCAUGUCGUUGUUGUCGGCGUCACGUCCGUCGGUUUCUGCUCGCCACAGCAGCUCGAACUCGGUGCAGUCGUUCGACGGACCGCCGUCGUCUGUGGAGCCCACGUUCUCUGCUGGUCCCUCGUCCUCCGUGGAACCUUCGCCAGGCGCGCCGUCAUCCUUUGAGGGUGCGCCGUCGCCCUUUGAUGGCCGACCAUCUUCGUAUGUGGAUCGGCCAUCGCACUCGCCGGACGACAGUCAGGACUUUACGCACGAGAAGUUCUACACGGCGCAGGAGACGCCCAUUGACGAGGAGGCUGAAGAGUGGGACAAGACGCGGUGCGCGAAGCGAGUGUCGCUCGUGCGCCUGCCGUCGACGUUCAACCUGGGCUCGCGGUUUGAGCGGCUGCAGGAGGGCGAGGUGUUGGAGGAAGGCGAGUCAAUGCGCGAGGAGACGAGGGCGUCGCCUGGAUGAUGAGUUCGUCGCUUGGUUGAUGCGUACGCCGUUUGCGAGAUGAGCGGCUUAAGUAUAGUAUAGUUCGUUCCCGAGGGUGGAUUGUUGUCUAUUCAGAUUCUGGACGGACGUUGUUUAUAUCGUCUCGGUAUCUGCCUGCAGUCUUGACUUGCUUUCCUUUUAAUCGAGCACCCGUAGCUUUGCUAUCUGGCCUGUAUCAUUAUUUUAAGCUAUAUAAUGGAUUGUGAGGUGGGUUGCAGAGCUUC
Schizophyllum commune H4-8 is the source of this 4647-nucleotide messenger RNA. RefSeq lists its product as uncharacterized. The coding region runs from base 128 to 4402 and encodes 1424 amino acids. The transcript is spliced from 6 exons. NCBI's taxonomy places the organism in Eukaryota, Fungi, Basidiomycota, Agaricomycetes, Agaricales, Schizophyllaceae. Gene Ontology annotation, molecular function: guanyl-nucleotide exchange factor activity. Gene Ontology annotation, biological process: regulation of ARF protein signal transduction. The record is from RefSeq and is a predicted model, not a curated record.